Molecule: messenger RNA, 777 nt
Organism: Prorocentrum cordatum
Lineage: Eukaryota; Dinophyceae; Prorocentrales; Prorocentraceae
Source: the annotation of a GenBank genome assembly
AUGCCGCGCAGCGCGGCCGUGGCGGCGUUGCUGCAGCUGGCCGUGGUGUGUUCGCUCGCCGUGUCGGUCCAGCACGCGCCCAGCGAAGGUGGUGGACUGAUGGGCAACCCCGCGGACAUCGAGAAUGUGGAGACUGGUACGACAUGGUUUUCAGUGCGGAUCAAGGUGCCGACGGGGGAGUCAGCCUCGAAGGAGCCCCAGGCGAAGCUCAUGGGCUGGCAGCUGGGCAGCGAGCAGGGGAGCCCGGUCCAGGUCCUGAAGAUCCGUAGCCAAGGCAUCGUAGCUCGCCACAACGCCGGCGGCGGGGAGAGGCCGAUCCUUGCUGGGGACGAGCUGGUCGAGGUGAACGGCGUCAAGUGGAGCGGGGACACCCGUGCCUUCGAGGCUCUACUCGGCCAUGAGAUCCAGGCCGCGCUGAAGUCGAAGGAGAAGGCCCCGCUCCUGCGCCUCACCGUGCAGAGGCGGCCGGGGGCCGCCGCCGCGGGCGGGGAGGCGAGGGGGCCGAGCCGCGCAGGGAGGGCCGCGGCAGCCGUGGGCACGCAGGAGAAGAGGAAGGAGACCCGCGGAGAGAAGGCCUCGGGCUCCGCAGAUCUCCUCGAGAAGAAGGAGAGCCGCGAGCGGAGGGCCUCGGGUUCCGCAGGCGCGCAGGUUGACAGAGACACCUCGAACGUUGAGGGGCUCAUUGCCGCGUGGAACAGCCUCCACCAGGAGCAGCCGAUCGAGCUGAACCACGAGGCUCUCCACGAGUUCAUGGCAAAGCAGCACGGGAAGCACUGA